GUUGGACCAAAGAAAUUACAGCAGCUAGCAUUUCUGCAAAAUCACUUCAAUUUAACAAUUCUCCGAAAUGCCUGAAUCUCAUUUACGCCGGCGGAGGUCACCGCCGGAGGAGCGGCUUAGGGAGAUAGAAGUUCUCAUAUACUCGGCAGAAGGCCUGAAGAACGUGAAGCACUUGACCAGGAUGAGAACCUACGCCGAGGUCUACGUGGAGAAAGACGUCCACGUGGCAAAAACCAAAAUAGCGGAGCACACCGGCGACGGGACCAAUCCAGUCUGGAACCAGAUGGUGAAGGUGAAAUUCCACGAAAAGCUGCCGGAAAAUGACAUCAUGGCGGCGUUAAACGUGGAUAUUUACGCUCACGGUCACAUUCGAGAGAAACCGGUGGGGAGCGCUCGAGUUUUGCUCUCCGAUGUGUUGAAGGAUACUAAAUCGCCGGAAUCGGAGAUGCUGGAGAAUAAUCCGAUCCAGUUUAUGACAGUGUUAGUUUGGAGACCUUCUGGUAGGCCACAAGGUGUGCUCAACCUGUGGGUCCCACCUACAGGGCGGUUCCUGGUUCCGUUGACUUCGUUGUCGUUUAGCUUGAGGGGAAGAGACGGCGAAGAGGAUCAGGUGGUAACGGUGGAAACGCCGGCGGCGGAGAGUAGUAGUGAGGUGUAAGGCUCUUCCAGCUAUGCAUGGAUGCCAUUUGGAUGUAAUGAACUUGUUUGUAUUUGUUACUUAAAAAUUGUAAUUUUGACAAAGCACAUAAUCCCAAAAUUAAAAUUGACGAUCCAUUCAA
Solanum pennellii is the source of this 779-nucleotide messenger RNA. RefSeq lists its product as uncharacterized. The coding region runs from base 68 to 658 and encodes 196 amino acids. The record is from RefSeq and is a predicted model, not a curated record. Lineage: Eukaryota; Viridiplantae; Streptophyta; Magnoliopsida; Solanales; Solanaceae. Gene Ontology annotation, biological process: defense response. The transcript has a single exon.